AUGCCCAAGCUCGGCAGCGCGGCCGCAACCGACGGGCCCCGACAUGAACCCCGAAUCCUGGUAGCCAAGGCUGCCGAAAUGGCUUCUGGAAGGAGCUUGUCACCUCCUCCAGCCAACAUGCGGUCCCUUCCCACCGUAUACCAAAACCCCCUCUCAGAGUCUCAGACCGCAUAUUUCAAAUAA
Plenodomus lingam JN3 is the source of this 183-nucleotide messenger RNA. RefSeq lists its product as uncharacterized. The record is from RefSeq and is a predicted model, not a curated record. Lineage: Eukaryota; Fungi; Ascomycota; Dothideomycetes; Pleosporales; Leptosphaeriaceae.